AUGAUGCGCCGGUUUUCAACGAGCGCAGCGGUGCUCAGACGGUCGGUGGCCAAUGCCAAACCACUGGUGCUGCGCCCGCCCAUCGAGCCGCGGGUUUCUGAUGUCAAUGUCCCUGAGGAUCACCCUCUGUGGCAGUUUUUUGCCGACCAGAAGUACAUGCGCACCUCGACGGAGCUGAACGGUGUGGGCAACUCGUGGACGAUUCCACAGCUCCGACGUAAGUCUUUCGACGACCUGCACACUCUCUGGUAUGUUUGCUUGAAAGAAUGGAACAGAUUGGCCCGCGAGCAGUACAUUGUCAAGCAGUGGAUGAGUCGGCCGAGUGAAGACACGUUUACGGACGAUAACUCGCUCUACACUGAAACUGUCAACAAGAUCCGCGAGUCCAUGUGGCGUAUUCGCCAUGUCCUCGCCGAGCGCUAUCAUGGGUACCGCGAGGCGGGCCAGAUUCUGGGCGAGGAGUACCCCAAGCUGCUGGCGGAGUUCUCCAAGGAGUACCUCGAGGCAGAUUCUAAUGCAGACGCCGAGGUCACUGGGCAGCUUGAGCGAUUCCAGUUUGCAUUCUUUGGCAUCAAUCCUCUCCUCGAGGGCAACUUCCCCGAGCCCCAGGUUCUCAGAGGCCUGUAUGCUGUUGCCAGACUCAAGCUGGCUCGCUAUGCUUCUGAACAGAGCCAGGUCUCUGACGUGAAAGACGUCCGCGAAGCCUUCCUUCUGUUCACUUGCGAGCACUCUCCCGAGGGAGUUGCUGAGGCCAUCGAGAGCAUCCUGGAGGUGCGUCAAGCCGAGCCCGUAGAGGACGAACUCGAGACCCUUUCACAGUUGAUGCUUGCCAGCCAACAAGCAUGA
Messenger RNA from Wickerhamiella sorbophila, 846 nucleotides. Its product is annotated as 54S ribosomal protein L4, mitochondrial. Gene Ontology annotation, biological process: mitochondrial translation. Gene Ontology annotation, molecular function: structural constituent of ribosome. The record is from RefSeq and is a predicted model, not a curated record. Bases 1 to 846 code for a protein of 281 amino acids. Lineage: Eukaryota; Fungi; Ascomycota; Dipodascomycetes; Dipodascales; Trichomonascaceae. The transcript has a single exon. Gene Ontology annotation, cellular component: mitochondrial large ribosomal subunit; mitochondrial ribosome.